Caenorhabditis sp. 36 PRJEB53466 is the source of this 1374-nucleotide messenger RNA. Lineage: Eukaryota; Metazoa; Nematoda; Chromadorea; Rhabditida; Rhabditidae. The record is from the annotation of a GenBank genome assembly.
AUGCGUCAAGAAGCGUUGAAUCAUUGUGAUGUGUCGAGGAAAAAGUUGCAGGCUUUGUCUCUCCAGAAUACGAGCCAUUUAUUCUAUGAGGCGCUCAAAGAGGAAGCGUUUUGUCCUGUCAAAGUUCGAGUCGGCGGCGUCGGCGACAGCGGCAAAGUGAGUUGCGAUCCGAGAAUGGCGAGGAACGGGUGCACGUGAGUUAGGCCACGGCCUGGGCGUGGAAAAAGUUCGUCCACCUCUCACAGCAUGUUUGCAGAAUGAUGUCGUUGGGGCUGAAUGAUCAAAUUCAAUACGACGAAGAGAUUCAGUCGAUGACCUCGAAUCGGUGUAAAAUUGUUGGAGCCGAUAUGGCGAAGCAGAACGAUACGACGCAGAAAAAGUACAAAACGAUGAGGGGCCAACUUUUUGUGGGAAGAGUUCCGGACACUCUCAAGCUUUGUAAGAUCUGCUGACUUGCUGACACAGUGACCUAUUUUCAGUCCGAAUGAUGAUCGACUCCGACUCGAAAGAAAUCGAAAUUCUCAAAAUCGACAUAGAGAGUUCGGAACACGAAGCGCUGGAGCCGUUCCUCAAAAACUAUUUCGUCUGUCAAAUCCUCAUCGAAAUUCACGGAUAUCCGGCAAAACAGUUGGAGAUGUUGCAGAAGAUUUCCAGGUUUCCACGACGCCAGGGCUGGGCAAAUGGCCAAUGAAAAGCCGUGGACGGGCUAGUUGCAAGCGCGCUCCACUGAAAAAAAAGCCUUGGCUGGCCAAUCGUACGGUAAGCAAUUCGGUUCACUGAGCGGUGUUUGCACACAAAGCAUUUUAAAUAAAGAAAAAACGUUUUUUCACUUCAUGAUCAAAUAUUUUCACAGAAAAAUGCUCAAUUCGAUGAAUUCGAUUCAUAACGUUGUUCCCAUCCAUUUUUUUCGUUCGUUUCGUUCUCAUGAAUCUCGUUUUCAUUAAUUCUGUCGUUCUCUUAUUUUUCUCUUCACUUCUGCUAAUUUUCGAAAUUUGUCAGCUUUCAUUUCAUCGAAAUUUAACUCAUUUAAUUUCUUUUCACCUUUUUUCUACUUUCAAGCCUGUCUUCUUCUCCUUUCAAAAUAAUUUCUUCGAUUUUGUCGUCAUUUAAUUUUAUUUGCGUGCAAACACCGCGCAGUGAACCGAAUUGCUUACCGUACCAUUGGCCGGCCAAGGCCGGCCAAUGUUUUGCCUAGCCCUGCACGACGCAAAAAAAAAGAACAAAGUGAACUUGAAGAGUUUCAGACAAGGCUUCCGAAUGUUCAAUUUCGAGCCGAACCCGGCGUGUCGAGUGUGUUGCGAGUACAGUUUCAUCAACGAAAUGUGCAUGCAUCGGUAUCAGGUGACGCCGCUGGCGAUCACAAUUCCAACCUGA